AUGAAGCAGAAAGAUGGUGAGCAAGUGGAACCACCUGGGGCGUUAUUGCAAAGAUGCAAAGGGAGUGUGACCAGGAGUUGUGAGCAGGGAAAGGCCUGUGAGAGUCAGCACAUUCCAGAGAAAUGGCAGGGAAACCAGCCAGUGCAGAAAUUUGGUAAAUCUCUUAAUUAUCAGGGAACUCAGAAAGGCCACAAGGAAACCACAGACCAGCAGAGAAUCCCCAUGGGAGAGAGAAACACAUGCACUGAGUGUGGGGAAAAGUUCAGUAGGCACUCACGCCUUAUUAGCCAUCAGAGAAUCCAUACUCGAGAGCAACCCUAUGAAUGCUGUGAGUGCGGGAAAACCUUCACUCAGAGCUCAACCCUUAUUAAACAUCACAAAGUCCACACAGGGGAGAAACCCUAUGAAUGCUGUGAGUGCGGGAAAACUUUCACUCGGAGCUCAAACCUCAUUGCACAUCAGAGAAUCCACACAGGGGAGAAACCCUAUAAAUGCUGUGAAUGCGGGAGAACAUUCACUCUUAGCUCAACCCUCAUUGCACAUCAGAGAAUCCAUACAAGGGAGAAACCCUAUGAAUGCUGUGAGUGCGGGAAAACCUUCACUCAGCGCUCAAACCUUAUUACACAUAAGAGGAUCCACACAGGGGAGAAACCCUAUGCAUGUUGUGAAUGCAAGAAAACCUUCACUCAAAGGGCAUCUCUUAUUAGCCAUCAGAGAACCCAUACAGGGGAGAAACCCUAUGAAUGCUGGGAGUGCGGGAAAACCUUCAUUGUGAUCUCAAAUCUUAUUAAACAUCAGAAGAACCACACAGGGGAGAAACCCUACGAAUGCUGGGAGUGCGGGAAAACCUUCGCUUGGAGCUCAAACCUUAGUUCACAUCAGAGAAUCCAUACAGAAGAGAAACCGUAUAAAUGCAGUGAAUGCGGGAAAACCUUCACUCAGAUCUCCCACCUUAUUACACAUCAGAGAAUCCAUACAGGGGAGAAACCCUAUGAAUGCCGUGAGUGCGGGAAAACCUUCACUCGGAGUUCAAUCCUUAUUAUACAUCACAGAAUCCAUACAGGGGAGAAACCCUACGAGUGCUGUGAGUGCGGGAAAACCUUCAGGCACAGCUCACACCUUAUUACGCACUGGAGAGUCCACACAGGAGAGACGCCCCAUCAAUGCGCCGAAUGUGGGAAGAGGUUCAAGCACAGGUCCUCCCUCAAUACGCACCAAAGAGUGCACACGGGAGAGAGGCCCCACCAGUGCCUCGAGUGCGGGAAGAGCUUCCGGCACAGCUCCCACCUGAUCACGCACCGGAGAGUCCACACAGGCGAGAAGCCCCAUCAAUGCGCUGAGUGCGGGAGGAGAUUCCGGCACAGCUCUUCCCUUAACACGCACCGGAGAGUGCACAUGGGAGAGAAACCCCAUCAGUGCGCUGAGUGUGGGAGGAGAUUCCGGCAGAGCUCGCACCUGAUCACCCACCAGCGGGUUCACACUGGAGAGAGACCCUACCAGUGCACUGAAUGCGGGAAAACCUUUGCUGGCCACUCCGCGUUCGCCACCCACCAGUGGAUCCACACCGGAGAGAAGUCCCACGCGUGCGCCGAGUGUGGGAAGCGGUUCCGGCACAGCUCCUCCCUCCAUGCCCAUCGCAGAGUGCACACUGGAGAGAAACCCCAUCAAUGCGCUGAGUGCGGGAGGCGCUUCCGGCAGAACUCGCACCUGAUUGCGCACCGGAGGGUCCACAUGGGGGAGAGCUCCUUCCGCUGCCCGGGGUGUGGGAAAGGAUUCAGCCACGGCACAGACCUCAUUCGACACUGCAGGAAGGUGCCAGUGACCUUUGCGGAUGUGGCGGUGCACUUCACAGCGGCAGAGUGGGCCCUUCUGGGCGAGAGGCAGCGGGCGCUCUACCGGGACACGAUGAUGGAGAACUAUGGGAACGUGGCCUCUCUGGGGAUUCCCGUUCACAAGCCUGACAUCAUCUCCUGCCUGGAGCGAGGAGAGGAGCCCUUUGUCCCAGCUGCCCAGGACCUUGAGGAACCAGAGAUCCUGAGAGGCAUCUACACAGGGGACGGCUCGUGCCCAGACGGCCUCUUUAUCCCAGAUGAUGACAGGAUUGUGUCUCCAACUCGAGAGUCCUCACCUGGGAAUCCCGACUGGAGAGCCAGCGAAACAGCACAUGUGCUGCCCGCGACAGCCCGGAGCUCGGAGGCGGCCGUGCCCUGGAGCUGA
Emys orbicularis (European pond turtle) is the source of this 2217-nucleotide messenger RNA. RefSeq names its product zinc finger protein 883-like. The coding region runs from base 1 to 2217 and encodes 738 amino acids. Gene Ontology annotation, biological process: regulation of transcription by RNA polymerase II. Lineage: Eukaryota; Metazoa; Chordata; Testudines; Emydidae. The record is from RefSeq and is a predicted model, not a curated record. Gene Ontology annotation, molecular function: RNA polymerase II cis-regulatory region sequence-specific DNA binding; DNA-binding transcription factor activity. The transcript has 6 exons.